CAGUGUGAUUGCAGUACUGUAUAUAAUACCUGCAAUUGUUGCGAAAUUACAGACAGAAAAAUGAACAAAAAACGGCAAUUUCAACCAGAAAUCUUGUUGCCAUGUGAAGCAGAAUUCGAGAAAAUGUUCUAUCAUAACAAUACGAUUCUACCGGUAACAGUUUUGGGUCAAAAUGGAAUAUCAGCAGAUUUUUAUGCAGAACUCAUAAAAACAUAUUCUGGACACAUGACUUUGGAUGUUAGAAGAUUGUCUGAUUAUGGUGAAAUUGCAAGCCCAAUUACAGAAUAUCCUGUAUCGUUAUACAAAACUAGUUCAAGUUUCAAGUUGAUGAUUAUUCAAAAUAAUAAACAUGCGAAUGCGGUGUUAAAGAGAGGUUCUGCAGGGGAAAUUAAUGUGGUAUUGAAAGACGUUCAUGUGUGUUCAGGAAGUAAUUUUGAGACCCUAAAACCACAAGAAAAACUGUUUCAUGUAACAGUAAAAAAUAAGGAAGGAAAAUAUUCUAAAAACACUUUUCUAAGAGCAACUCCCUCUGGGAACUAUGAAUUUAUUUUAGAAAAGGAAUUUGAAAAAUUGCAAAAGGAAAUAGUCAAUGAGUUUCUGGGUGACAUAAACGAAUGCCCCACUUACUUGUCUAGAAGCAUAUCAGGAACCUUCGUCAUAGAUUUUGAUGAAGAUAGUAAUUGUAACUCAAAUUGUCAUAAAGCAUUAUUAAAGAAGUCUGAUUCAGGAAGUGUGAAGUUAUUAGUCAACGUUCCUGACACAAAAAUUUGUAAAAAACAUAAAUUAUCAACUACCAAUCGUACACUAUUUGAAAGUUUAUAUGAAAAGUUAUUAACUUUCUCGGAAGACCUUGUUAAGGAAUCUCCUAAACAAAAAGAUUUGCAUAGAAAUCUAGAAUGCGGGUUAAAAUUAGAUACCACUAUAAGAAUAAACAUCCAAGAUCAGAGCCACUUUGUAGCUAAGCUUUUUGUCUGCCUAAAUAAAAUGUCUCCGGGACAAUACUCUGUUAUUUUCGAGAAUAAAACUGAAGAAUUGUUUAUUGGUAAUUUGUUGACCACAUGGCUUGGUCGUUUACCUAUUCAGAAGUCGACGGCGAAAGAACUCACCGUAUACUUAAAUCAAGCGGGUGAAGUUAAAAAUCAAUAUGGUUGGUUAAAAAUGUCUUACAACGGUAAAAUACUAGUGGUGGUUGACAAACCUUCAGAAAGUGUCCAAACUGAUUCCGCAGGUUGUGAAAAAGGAAUGACUACUACUUGCCAUCUCAGUACCGAUUGUUAAA
Cydia strobilella is the source of this 1279-nucleotide messenger RNA. RefSeq lists its product as uncharacterized. The coding region runs from base 61 to 1278 and encodes 405 amino acids. The transcript is spliced from 2 exons. The record is from RefSeq and is a predicted model, not a curated record. Lineage: Eukaryota; Metazoa; Arthropoda; Insecta; Lepidoptera; Tortricidae.